GCGAAGGACGCAGAUGAGAUAAAAAUGAGGAUCCUUUCCACCCUCAUACUGGGCGUUUUACUACCCCUAGCGGCGCUCGCCGACCAAUCAGAGCUCGAGCUGUCCGAGGACCAGCCAAUCAGCGAGCAGCUAUUCGGCGAGGGAAAGAGGCAGAUAGAGACGCCGGAGGUGGUUCUGCAGUUGAAAUAUGACCGGGGGGAACUGAAUAGGAUAUAUUUGGCGCAGUUUCGCAAGAAAAAAGAACGCUGGGCGCCGUCAGUGCCUGCCACAGACAAUCUGUGUUCGGACCUGUGCCACUCAGGACUGGGCGGGCUUCCCUGCGGCGAAACAUGCGCAGACAUGAUCCCAGUGGGCCUCAAGUCCCACCUGAUGGAAGACCCACAAGAAAACAUGACACAUGCUGAAUAUGGCGAACCUCGUGUGGCCGUGUGUCCUACACUGUGCCAAUACGGACUGGGUAACCCGCUGUGUGCGUGCAGCAGUGGGGAGCUGCCGGUAGCUUGGGACGUCAUCUGUGCUGCUUUCUGCUCCGACAAAUAUGAGCUCAGAGGUUGUCCAGCCUGUCCCACCGACUUCACGACAGCUACUGCCGCUGCAGCAGGCCGUUCUGUGGCAACUGCCUUCGUGUUGUCAACAACCGAGGGCUGGUCGGCGUGGUGCAACGUGCAAUGCCGGCAGGGGCACGGCGGGGCCGCUUGCAAUUGCGACCGGGCGCCCUUCCAGUAACCAACAACGAACCAGUACCCAUGAGGAUAACAACCGACGCCAUCGUUAAAUACACACUUCGCCAGGGAAGCGGUGACCAGCCGUAACCAACCUUCCGUAAGACCAACCUUCAAUAAGAGUAACCAACAACUGUAACAUUUACCUCUAGUUUCACAAUCGAUCGUCUGUGAAAAUGAAUAGGGAUACGUUUGGGUUUAUAAGUUUUCGCUAUCGCUGCCUGAAAAAUCUCGCGCUCGGUGCAUGGCCCGCUUUGUCAGCUCAAUCAUCAACGGAGUUCGUAUAUGGCAUCGUAUAUUCAUGUAGCCAAAAGCCCAUAAGUUACGGAACCAAUCCUUGGAAUUCUUUGUUUUGAUUUUUAUUGAAUAUUGAACCGUUUAAGGUUGAUUGUCCCAACAUAUGCAAGCUUUACCUUUGUGCUAUUUAUGACCUAUUACCUUUUUACUUAAUUAAAACAAGAUUAGUAUAUAUUUGAGGACGUUCACUUAUACGUUUUCAACACAUGCAAUUUUUUUAGGUGCUUGAUGAAAUUAUGUGCAAUAUAUUUUUAUUUUUUAAUAAGUAUUAUAUACAUAUUUUAAAUAUAGGUAAAAAUAAUAACUUUUUUGUUCGUUAUAUUAAGUACCUACCAAACGAAAAAAAGGUGCAUUGGAUCGAGGACCAUUUGUUUUUUAUUUUACUUUUUAUCAUAUUUUGCGUUAUACAGAUGUUUUAUUUUAUUUUUAACAACUUUAUAUAAGAUAUGUUUUAUUAUUGAUGAUAAUGUAGGUAAUUAUAAGAACUAAGCAAACUAUA
Cydia strobilella is the source of this 1518-nucleotide messenger RNA. RefSeq lists its product as uncharacterized. Bases 25 to 726 code for a protein of 233 amino acids. NCBI's taxonomy places the organism in Eukaryota, Metazoa, Arthropoda, Insecta, Lepidoptera, Tortricidae. The transcript is spliced from 5 exons. The record is from RefSeq and is a predicted model, not a curated record.